UUUGAACCAUUUUGCUUCUCUCACCUGCACAAGCAACUCAUUGCUUCUCCCUCUGAAAAGUGGCUCCUGUCUCUCUCUUCUUUCUCUUCUCUGUCUGAGGGCCUUCUUUUUUUUUUCUCUCUCUACAAUUUCUUUGUUUUGAACCUCAGGAGAAAAGGUGAAAAAUAGAGGGGAAAAUCAUGUCUUCACCAAGCAAACGCAGAGAGAUGGACUUGAUGAAACUGAUGAUGAGUGAUUACAAGGUGGAGAUGAUCAAUGAUGGCAUGCAAGAGUUCUAUGUGCAUUUCCAUGGACCCAGUGACAGUCCUUAUCAUGGAGGUGUUUGGAGGAUUAGAGUUGAGCUUCCAGAUGCUUAUCCUUACAAAUCUCCCUCAAUUGGCUUUGUUAAUAAGAUCUACCACCCAAAUGUUGAUGAAAUGUCCGGAUCAGUGUGUUUAGAUGUUAUCAACCAAACCUGGAGCCCUAUGUUCGAUCUGGUAAACGUGUUUGAGGUGUUCCUUCCGCAACUUCUUUUGUAUCCCAACCCAUCAGAUCCAUUAAAUGGAGAGGCUGCAGCUCUAAUGAUGCGUGACCGAACUGCUUAUGAACAAAGAGUUAAAGAAUACUGUGAAAAGUAUGCUAAGCCAGAAGAUGUGGGAGCUGCACCAGAAGAGAAAUCAAGUGAUGAGGAGGAGCUGAGUGAAGAUGAGUAUGACUCUAGUGAUGAGGCAGUGGCAGGGCAGGCAGAUCCAUAGAGGUGCAUGGCCUUCUCUGUUUUAAGACACUGUAAUCUGUACAUGAUGUCUUAACUCUCUCUGUACCAAACCAAACUCACACAAAAAAGACAUAUUGGGGAGGAAAAAAAAAAAAAUCAUUCCGCAUCUUUAAUUAACUUCCUUCCUCCCCCCAUGUAAAUAAAUCUACUUUCAUGGCAAUCUAUCUUUUGUUGGUACUCCAACAUGGGCAUGGUUUCUGAUAUUCAAGGCAGGGCCAUUCAGACA
Molecule: messenger RNA, 980 nt
Organism: Vitis riparia (riverbank grape)
Lineage: Eukaryota; Viridiplantae; Streptophyta; Magnoliopsida; Vitales; Vitaceae
Product: ubiquitin-conjugating enzyme E2-23 kDa
Exons: 6
Coding region: 180-734 (184 amino acids)
Biological process (GO): protein polyubiquitination; ubiquitin-dependent protein catabolic process
Cellular component (GO): nucleus
Molecular function (GO): ubiquitin conjugating enzyme activity
Source: RefSeq, a predicted model, not a curated record